UUUUGUGAGAAACCGCGGACGGAGGAAGGUAGACCCAGCCGCCACCAUGUCGUCGGUCCAGCCCCCAAAUGCCUUCCGCGCCAACUCUCCGCUCCAAUACCGCGUUCCUGGAAGCCAUUCUGAGGUUUAAAAUUACGACUUCGAGAGGGCGUAAGCCCCGAGGGCAGUUUAAAGCAGUGUCUGUGUUAGGAAGCGUAGUCUCCGCCAUUUUGGAGGGAAAGCUGCCAGUCAGAGCGAGUGGAGAGAUAAAGAAGCCGGCCGCUGAGAGACGGGACAUCUGUUUUCCUGUUUUUGUUUGGUGUGGGGGAGUCGUCGCCUGCGGAAGGACCUCCCCCCUCCCCCAUGAGUGACCGCGCGCCGCGCCGGUGAACUCGCAGCGCGCAACAGCGGAAGUGAGCUUGUUUUGGGAAAGCGAGAGAAAUCCAGACUUCAGACGGUUUUUGGACCAUGGUUCCUGUAUUCUCAUCUUGCUCGAACUCAAAAUGAAAAUAAUCCUGAGCAAUACCUCAAGGUUUGCUGUACGAUUCAUUCUGCCGGGUUUCCCUGGUUUCUUUAAAUCUUAAUCCUGUGCCAGUCUGUGCCCUAUGGUAUUUGAUAAAGAGUACUUGAGCUAAGUGACAUGAAGAUGGAAGCAGCAGAGAAGGCAGACUUGUCAUCCCAGGAUGGUAUUGAGGAAGCUGAUGCUUCAACGAAAGGUAUUGAGACAAAAGUUAGUGACACCAAUAAAGAAGAUGAUGGGUCAUUUCAGAAAAAGACCUCAUCUGCCAAAUUGAGAAAAGACGAUCAUAACUGUCCACCAAAACUAAGUGGACUGUCUACUGAACCUUGUUUGUUGAUGGAACUUGGGCAAGACUCUUCUGAAUCCCAGCUUCCAUCUGCAGAUGGUGAUAAACAAACAACUGGCGGAACCUAUGAUAGCGACUCUUCAAAUCAGUGCAUGGUUUCUCCUUCGUCCAGUGGUCAUUUGGCAGACUCUGACACACUUUCAUCUGUCGAGGAGAAUGAGGCACCUCAGGCAAAUGCGGCUGCGGACGAAGAUCCUUCGGCUGGAUCUGGUCCCGCGAUCGGCAGAAAGUCACGACGAUCCAGGUCUGAGAGUGAAACGUCAACCAUGGCUCCUAAGAAGAAUCGCUCAUCAAAUGACAAACAAAAUGGCCGUGUGUCAAAGAUUAGAACCCAGAAACAAAAGGAACGGAUACGAUUACUACGGCAGAAACGUGAAGCGGCAGCCAGGAAAAAGUACACGUUGCUGCAGGACAGCAGUACGAGUGAUAGUGACUUGACGUGUGACUCCAGCACAAGUUCAUCAGAGGAUGAGGUCUCAGGAAAUGGCAAGAGGACGAUUAGUGCAGAGAUUCCAGGUAUUUAAGAAACUUCUUUGCAACAAUGAUUUAAAAAUUCAGGAAAGAUUGAAGUUAACUUCUUCUUGCUUUUAGGUGGUUGCUUUC
Molecule: messenger RNA, 1448 nt
Organism: Chiloscyllium plagiosum (whitespotted bambooshark)
Lineage: Eukaryota; Metazoa; Chordata; Chondrichthyes; Orectolobiformes; Hemiscylliidae
Source: RefSeq, a predicted model, not a curated record